GUUAUCUGCUGCGCAAAUCCGCAUUGAUACCUGUUACCGUAAGCAGUAGGAAGCACACAGUUCUGUUGUAGGAAGUACUGCGCGAGCUUUAUCCGUCCUGCCGCCGUGUAUUCUGGGACCAGUAAGCAAAUGCAAGAUGGGGAGCAAGCGGCUGUGCAAGGAACUUGAAGAUAUCCGGAAGUCUGACAUGAAAAAUUUCCGUAACAUCCAAGUUGAGGAAACAAAUCUUCUUUGUUGGCAAGCGCUCAUCGUCCCUGAUAAUGCCCCGUACGACAAAGGAGCGUUCCGGAUCGAGAUCGUGUUCCCCACCGAGUACCCCUUCAAGCCCCCCAGGAUCAUAUUUAAAACCAAGAUCUACCACCCCAACAUCGAUGAGAAAGGCCAGGUCUGCCUGCCAAUUCUGAACGCUGAGAACUGGAAGCCUGCUACAAAAACAGUGCAAGUAAUCCAGGCCCUCAUCGCUCUGGUGAACGACCCGCAGCCAGAGCACCCUCUGAGGGCCGACCUGGCCGAGGAGUACUCCAAGGACCGGAAAAAAUUCUUUAAGAACGCAGAAGAGUUUACAAAGAAACAUGGUGAAAGGCGACCGACGGACUGAUAAUGGAGCCUCGCCCUCCCCGUGUCCCGUACCCGUCUGUCUGUCCCUCCAUCAUUCCACCGGUCCUCACACUGACACUCUCUCUCUCACGUGUCCCAUACCCGUCUGUCUCUCCCUGUAGCCUCCAUCAUUCCACCGGUCCUCACACACACACACACACACACACACACCCUGUCUCUCCCUGUAGCCUCCAUCAUUCCACCGGUCCUCACACACUCACAUACACACACACACACACACCCUGUCUCUCCCUGUAGCCUCCAUCAUUCCACCGGUCCUCACACACACACACACACACACACACACACACACCCUGUCUCUCCCUGUAGCCUCCAUCAUUCCACCGGUCCUCACACUGACACUCUCUCUCACACACACACACACACACCCUGUCUCUUUCUCUCAGCGCAGGACUCUGCAAAGCAAAGUUCUUCACCUCUGGGUGUUAGCUUGAGGCUCUUAUGAACUUUCUGUUUUCUUAAAUUAAAAAAAAGGACAUAACAGGAUUAAAGAAAUCAAUAUAUAAAAAUACAGAGCUCAAAUCAAAAGGAAAAAUGGUAAAAAGUACCGUGAAUUCCACUCUGUUUAAAAAAGAAAAAUCACUGGUCGAGUGUAGUACACUUCCAUUGCAGACACUUUUUGUUUUUUGAGUGUUUUCAAGACAAUAUACUAUGCCUUUCAGGAGGUAAUGUUGUUCAUUCCCUUUUCUUUUGUCUUUAAUGUGAUUUCUCUUCUAAAGAAAACAUGUAUUUGUAAAAAAAUAAAUAAAAAAGUAAAGUAAA
Molecule: messenger RNA, 1380 nt
Organism: Anguilla rostrata (American eel)
Lineage: Eukaryota; Metazoa; Chordata; Actinopteri; Anguilliformes; Anguillidae
Product: ubiquitin-conjugating enzyme E2 L3-like
Exons: 4
Coding region: 137-598 (153 amino acids)
Source: RefSeq, a predicted model, not a curated record